CUAUUACUUACCCGGUGAUCCCAGUAGAUGCCAGCGAUAUUUCUAAGGUAUCUGUGGUCAAAGACCUAGUAGCUUACGAGUAUCUUCGACUCUUAAUGGCCAUGUUUCGCAGCCGUAGAACAGAACGAACUGCUGUAUAGUAUACCUGUCCCUUAAUUGAUGGACGAAUAUCUGACCUUUGCCAUAUGUGACGUAAGUUGGCGAAAGCCAAACGAGCUUUUCGAAUCCGUGCAGAGAUUUCGUCAGACACCAAACCAUUAGGGUUGAUCAUCAUUUACUAUGGUACACUAGUUAGAAAGCAAGUCUGUGAAUUCAUUGAUUACUGGUUUAAGCUGCGUAGAAGAAUAUAAUACUUAGCAUAGAUUCGCACAAUAACUGCGAUCUGUGCUCGAAGAUAUUUUGUGACAGCUCAUAAUCGGUCACUGGCACGGAUGCAUUCAGCCAUUUUUCUAUACAUCUUUAGUCCUAGUAUUCCUUCAUAUAUACCUGUCCACUCUUUCUUUCGGAAUUAUAUUCUCAAUAUUUAGUCUUUUAACAUCACUAGCACUGCAUAAUUUCAGUCCCUUUGCCAUUCAUCUUAAAUUCGUCUCAUCGUGUUAAUGGGUGUGGAAACGAGUUAAAAUAAAUUUGUGCCGGGCUCUACGUUCAUUAUGAUUGACUGUUCGUAGACAUUGACAUGGCUUAGGAUGUCAUAAUGGUGCAACUUGUAGUUCGUGAACACCCAGUAACUGGCCCAUACAUCGAUGGUUUGUUAUGUGAAGAGGUUUGGUCUGAAUCAGAUAUCAUAAAACGACUUGAUGUUGGGAAUCGUUUACGUGCUGUGGCUGCCACACCUCUGAACGAAAACAGCAGUCGCUCACACACCGUACUCGUAUUAUCAUUGACGAAGCGUUCAACUACUAAAUGUCUUUUAGGAGAUAUUGAAAACGUUUAUAACAGUCACAUAACCAUUGUUGAUCUCGCUGGAAGUGAACGUCAAACAUCUACAUCUACUUUGAGUGGACGUUUUAUUGAAAGCUGUCAAAUCAACAAGUCGUUGUUUACUCUCGGGAAAGUAAUCACUCAACUUUCCCAGAAUAUCACUUACAAGAGAAGGGCAUUUCCAUCCCCUGAACCACGUUCAGUUGUUCAGGAUACUUGUCCACUGCUUUCAGUAACACCAUGCCGAUUGGUCAAUAAACGACGGGAUUUUGUUUCUUAUCGCGAUUCUUUGCUAACCUGGUUACUGAAGGAUAGUUUAGGAGGGAAUGCAGUCACAGUAAUGCUGGCAACUGUCAGCCCCUGUCAAACUCAUUACGACGAAACAUUAAGCACUUUACGUUAUGCCAAAAAGGCAUCAUGUAUUGUCAAUUCAGCGAUGGUCAAUGAAGAUCCGAAAAGUCGAUUGAUUCGUGAAUUAAUGUCCGAAUUACGUAUCUUACGACAAAAAGCAUCUUCAAUUAUGUUUGAAUCCGGAACAUGUCAAGCUUAUGAGGCAGCGAAGCUUAGAGAAUUAAUUUCCAUUCGUGAAGAUGGUGUCCUACAAUUACGAAGGAAGUUAACUGAUCGUCGCUCGUCCACUGGGCACCAGUCUAUCCGAGCUGUUACAUCUGAAUUAUGUAAAUCAACACAAACGUCAGAAGUUUAUCAAAAUGAAGUGGAUACCGGGUCAAGAACACUCCGAAGAGCACUUUCUACGCUUAAUUGUACAAAUACUAUUAGUCCAUUACGUAUUCAUGAGGAUAAAGUGAACUUCGAAGACAUAGAAAAACCGUACGUACAAACUGCCUUACCUAGUUCUUCUGAAGUUUCUACUUCUGUUGGCCAUUCUUUGCUGUGUAGUCCUAUGACUCAUUACCAACUUGUUGACCAGAUUGCCAAUUUGAAUUGUACAUUACAAUCUGUACAAGAGUCGACUAAGAAAUCCGAAGAAUUGAAAGUUGAAGAACUCAAUCAAAAGGUCAUCAUAUUGCAAGAAAAGUUACUAGCGCAAACUCGGUUACUUGAUAAUUUCAGACAGGCCUUUGACAAGUUGAACCGAGAAUACCAAGCUAUAUUGCGAUUGUUUCCUCGUUUGUUAAAGAAAGUUGCACACAUGACCUUACCCGACAAUGAACUCGGCGAUAAAACAAGCCACUUAAAUACGGAGCUACGUUCGACCUUUCCCUUUACAGAUACUUCAGUUAACCAACUAAGACAAACCGUUCCUACCUAUGUACCAGGAAAACCCAGGUGUGACGCAUCUAAACUUAGAUGAAGCUACAUGUCUGCAGAUUGUCAAAGUUCAUGUACAUAAGAUGUUUCUUGUAAAUAUAUUAUCCUUGCAUAUUA
Schistosoma mattheei is the source of this 2310-nucleotide messenger RNA. Lineage: Eukaryota; Metazoa; Platyhelminthes; Trematoda; Strigeidida; Schistosomatidae. The record is from the annotation of a GenBank genome assembly.